AACGGUUGCCGAACCCUAUCACUUACCAUCGUCAUCUUUCCCUCUAGAUUCUUAACGAAUCCGAGAAAAAAACAUGGUCUCGGUGGUCGCGCGGGCCGGCGCCGCCGCUCUUCGAAGCUUUGAAAACCGAAAACCAGUUUUGCUCCGCCGGAGGCUCUUCGCUUCGGCGCCUCGCUGUUCAUCCCUUCAACCCCCCGACGUUCCCCUCCUCGCUGAUGCGGCCCGCAUCUCGCUUUCCGAGAAAGAGGUGGAGGAUUUUGCACCCAAGAUCCGUCAAGUCAUUGACUGGUUUGGGCAGCUUCAGGCUGUUGACCUCGUGUCCGUUCAACCUUCAUUUCGAGCCGAUACUGAACUAAAUGCAGACCUUAGAGAAGACUCACCAGAAACUUUCCAAAAUAGGGAAGCAAUGUUGGCAGAAGUGCCAAACUAUGACAGCCCCUACAUUAAGGUUCCCAAAGUCAUAAACAAGGAGUGAGUUUGAACAGUUAUGUUAUCUAGAAUAUUGAAUGUUACUGCUCAAUUUGUGCUCCAUUAUAUCUCUAAUAUAUCGUAAGCUUCGUUUGAGACAGCUUUUUUAUUAGUUUUUAAAGCUUUUUUUUUUUU
Dendrobium catenatum is the source of this 603-nucleotide messenger RNA. RefSeq names its product glutamyl-tRNA(Gln) amidotransferase subunit C, chloroplastic/mitochondrial. Bases 74 to 475 code for a protein of 133 amino acids. Gene Ontology annotation, cellular component: chloroplast. The transcript is spliced from 5 exons. Gene Ontology annotation, biological process: glutaminyl-tRNAGln biosynthesis via transamidation; regulation of translational fidelity. The record is from RefSeq and is a predicted model, not a curated record. Gene Ontology annotation, molecular function: glutaminyl-tRNA synthase (glutamine-hydrolyzing) activity. NCBI's taxonomy places the organism in Eukaryota, Viridiplantae, Streptophyta, Magnoliopsida, Asparagales, Orchidaceae.